ACCUGUAAACGCUAUGUAGAAAACUACCAAUAAUCUUUCUAUAUAUAUAGAGGGAGAGACGUAUCAAGUAUAAUUGUAAUUGUGAAUCAAUUUCCAAUUGGUUUCGUAUAAUAAUUCCAGUAUUCUGCCCUAUUUUGGGACAAAACACAGAUUGGAGUUGAUAUAAAAUGGUCUCCUCAGCAUAACUGUAGCACAAGAAAAGAGAAGACGUGGGCGGGUCUUUGGCCCAUUCAUGGUAACAUUCUUUUCUUCUUCAAUUAUUGAAGUGAAAAUACUGCAAUUCGCGAGAGAGAGAGAGAGAGAGAGAGUCAGCAAAAUCUUGAAAUCUUUUAUAUAGGUGGGUUUUAGUCUGUGAAGAUGAUGAUCAGUUAUCCAGGCCUUUCCAAGCUCAAAACCAAGCAGGUUGUGUAUGAAAAUGUACUUUUGGCGCGUGAUUCUGGUACGCUUGAGCAGCUUAAGGAGUUGAGUUCCAAGCGCAAAGCAGUCGAGGAGUCCAUUAAUGAGAACAGCUUUAUCACGGAGGCUGUUGCUCGGGAAAUGUCCGGAGGACUGACAUCCCGUUGUGAACAGGGCAUCCAGAAAUUGGAAAAUUAUUUACCUUUAUUGGAAAACCUGGUUCACCAUGUCGAUUUGGUCGGCAACAACCGCUGCAUUUCUUGCUGGAUUUCGGACUUGAAAAUAAAAUGGAGUAGCACCUUUACUUCAUCAUCUAUUUUUCACCUUAAUGGUCCAAAGUUCUAUCAGAUUAAUGAUAUACAUUUUGAGCUCGGAAUGACCCUUUUCCUUUAUGGUGCAAUGAUUCGAGAACGGGCUCUACAAGUUCUAUCAACUGAUUUGGCGCAAUCUGCCACCCUCCUCAGAAAAGCUUCCGGCGUGUACCAUUACUUAGCUCAUGAGGUUCUUCCCCCUUUACAGACUGCAUUUCCCCCAGAACGCCCCCCAGAAGCUACAUCUGGUGUGUCUUCUGUUAUGAGCCUUAUUUGCUUGGCAGAUGCCCAGGCUGUUACUGUAAGGAAGGCUGAAGAAAAUGGUAAUACUGGACGGCUUUUGGCAAAAUUGCACUACGGUGUUAGAGAGUUUCUGGUUGAAGCCAUUGGCGUCUUGCAUCUUGCUACCAAAGAGUGCAAAGAUAUUUCAUCCGCACUUUUGGAGUUUAUUUCAAGCUGCAAAAUAUUACAUGAAAUGAAAAGUUUCAAGUACCUCGCAGAAGGCUUAAGAAGUGAUGGUCAAAUUGGAACCGCAAUUGGAGUUCUUCAACGAGCAUUAGCAAAUGCAAAGACUGUGCCAAGAGAAGAGUCGUGGCGAUUAGUAUCUAAUCAGGUAAUAGAUGACUUGACUCAGCUGCUCCGAAAGUAUGAGCAUGAGAACGAUUUCGUUUGGCACGAGAAGGUACCGAAAAUCGAUGAGUUGCCUUUCCCUCAAGCUGUGAACGUUGUUAGUUUCAUACCUUACCAACCCCAAAUAUGGGAAAGAAUGCUUGUCUUCAAAAUAUAAAUGAAUAUAUCUGUACAGCACCGAGUUCCAUUUUUUUUUUCAUGCGGUCAGGUGGGGUUGGAAUCGUUGGUAUCAAGCUUUCCAUGCUUCUUUCCUGUAUAAGAGAGUGGAGUGAUGUGAUUGAGUUUAUGAUACCGAGGUUUGAUGGUGUUGAUAUUGAAAUUGUAAGUGACACUAUAUGGUCCGAAACACUUUUUUCCUCCUGGUUUGAUUCA
Olea europaea var. sylvestris is the source of this 1709-nucleotide messenger RNA. RefSeq names its product programmed cell death 6-interacting protein. The transcript is spliced from 7 exons. The coding region runs from base 358 to 1494 and encodes 378 amino acids. Lineage: Eukaryota; Viridiplantae; Streptophyta; Magnoliopsida; Lamiales; Oleaceae. The record is from RefSeq and is a predicted model, not a curated record.